Messenger RNA from Procambarus clarkii (red swamp crayfish), 2513 nucleotides. The record is from RefSeq and is a predicted model, not a curated record. NCBI's taxonomy places the organism in Eukaryota, Metazoa, Arthropoda, Malacostraca, Decapoda, Cambaridae.
GAGUACGAGCGGGGUCCUGCGGUCCUGGCCAACGCUCUUGGAGCGAGGGACAUAUUGUGUUCAUGGUGAAAUAUUCACAGGAGAUCACAGAAGGAAUAUUACACCACAACAGCGGCAGUUUAGAGAACUUGGACACUAGAGAGCGAGGCUAUAUAACUGGGCACCGGAACAUGUGGUUGAAGUCUCCUCUGGUGUGUUGUGGAAGGUCUCGCUGACAGAGACUGUUGACUUUUGGGACAUUGUGGAAUACUUGAGGCUGUACGACGCUGUCAUCUCGCUGGAGGGUGUUGACCAGGUGUGUGUACGGAGAGGAUGAAGAGUGUGGUGGCGGUGUUGGUGUUGUGGGUGGCGGUGUGGGCGGCCGCGGGCGUGGAGGACACGCCCCAGGAGCACCAGCAGCUCCACACCAGAGUAAAGAGGCAGUUUGGGUUUCACGGCAGACGAGGCGGGAACCCCCACUUUCUCAACGACCGUUUUGGAGGCCGCCAGGACAGCCUCUUCCUCCCCGGUGAGACUCCCAACUUGGACGACUCGGCUUUGUUUACCCAGCUCGAGAACCCUCAGGACCCCUCCAGUUUCCAGGAGCGUGCCCCGCCCCCUGGACAAAGAGGCUUCAUCCCACCUGGCCACCGCGGAGGCAACAGAGGACGACCCAACAGACCCAACGCUCAGUUAACAAACCAAGGACAUACCCUCAACGAACAGCUCUCGUGGUUCAAUGACGUAGUCAGAAAAAACGACAACACCCAAAUUGUUUUGGAGGGUCUCCCGAGAACCCCCAACAGACACGCACAGAACAGGUUCUUCCAGCUGGGUGUUGGGCGGCCCGACACGCCCUUCCAGCAGUGUGUGACGCCAAAGUUCGAGCUGGGUCAUUGUCGCUACCUGCAACACUGCAUUUUACCGGAGUUUGCACAGAAUUUCCAAGUCUUCCUGCAGUAUGUGUGCUUCAUUGAGGGCGUGUAUGUGGGUGCUUGCUGUCCCACCAGCGUCAACAGCAACGGGGUGACGACGCCCCCACCACCGCCCCCAACCCCCGCCCCAACACCUCGCCCCACCACCCCUCCAAGCGAGUCUAGAGGUUGUGGGCUUGUGGCCAAGAAGCCUCUGACGCGCAUCGUGGGUGGGACUCCAUCCGACCCCCGGGAGUGGCCUUGGGUGGCCGCCCUAAUGAGGCAGAACACCAGUCAGUAUUGUGGGGGAGUCCUGAUUACCGACAAGCACGUCCUGACUGCUGCCCACUGUGUCCGCGGAUUUGACCAGAACACGAUCUCUGUCCGUCUGGGAGAGUAUGACUUCAAGCAGAUCAGUGCAGGAGCCCAGACCUUCGGGGUGCUGAAGAUCAAGGAGCAUGAGGCCUACGACACCACCACCUACGUCAACGAUCUCGCGCUCAUCACCCUAGAGAAGAGCACAGAGUUCAAUGCUGACAUCUGGCCCAUCUGUCUGCCGGAGGGUGACGAGGACUAUGUCGAUAGGCAGGGCACUGUCGUCGGCUGGGGGACCAUCUACUACGGGGGUCCGGUGUCCAGCGUGCUGAUGGAGGUGUCUAUUCCCAUCUGGACCAACAGUGACUGUGAUAACGCCUACGAGCAGGACAUUAUUGACAAGCAGCUCUGUGCCGGGGACAAGGCAGGGGGCAAGGAUUCCUGUCAGGGAGACAGUGGUGGGCCGCUCAUGUUGCAGCAGGGAGGUGCCGACAGGUGGGCCGUGGUGGGUGUAGUGUCCUGGGGUAUACGCUGUGCUGAGGCUGCCAGCCCCGGAGUUUACACCAGAGUCAGCAAGUAUACCGACUGGAUCAGAGCAAACCAAUAGAGAACCCGAACAUUCUACCAUUCACUAUGGCUAACAAACGGUAACCUUCGGGAGCCACCAACACACUUCCUGAUCCAGUGUGGACCAACACAAGCCGCUGUGAAAUACCACCACGAGUCAAUGAUGUCGCAGUAUGAUAAAGGAACAGUACGUACCUCUACGGUGCCGGUGUGGGGCACAGCGGCCCACGCUCACAAGCUGCACCUCUGUUAGGUGCAUACCGCUGGUGACCUGGGACCUCACUACACUCAGUUUAGCUUUGCUUUUCACGAAACAAAAGUUGAAUUGCUGUGCCGCCCUGCGCCGAUAAUGGCUGGCUGAGAUUCAACAACCCAUCCACAUGCUAGGCUCGUCCCAUCUGCGACCGAUCACAAAGAAGCAUUCGUCAGUUUUAACAUACUGUGUAACCAAAAACAAUUUGUUCUCAAAUAUAAAUUAACAUUUAAGCGUAUUACAACUGUGUGUAUAAUAAGACUUAGAAGUGGUUAUGUUAGGUGUUUUGGUUCUGCUGCCAAUUAUUUGUAUUUGUAUCCCGAUGUUAAAGCUUUUAGAGGUGGCAUUCGACCCCAGGGAGAGAACGAAACACUGGUCAGAAAAGUUUGAAAUUGCUCAGUGUGUGAUCGUCCAAACUUUGACUGAACUCUGAUCCAUUUGUAUUUUUUUCUGUGCAAUAAAAAUAGACUUUUAUCAAAUAUUAA